This is a messenger RNA of Tarenaya hassleriana, 494 nucleotides long. RefSeq lists its product as uncharacterized. Lineage: Eukaryota; Viridiplantae; Streptophyta; Magnoliopsida; Brassicales; Cleomaceae. The transcript is spliced from 2 exons. The coding region runs from base 24 to 215 and encodes 63 amino acids. The record is from RefSeq and is a predicted model, not a curated record.
GGAAAACAGAGAAUCCGACGACAAUGGUGAAAGUCGCGUCGUUCUUCGCUAUGACUUUGGCGGCGUUCGCUUUCUGGCAGUCCAUGGACAAGGUCCAUGUCUGGAUCGCUCUUCAUCAAGACGAGAAGAAAGAAAGAAUGGAGAAGGAGGCGGAGGUAAAGCGGGUUAGAGAAGAGCUACUUCGGCAGGCUAGAGAGGAAGAUCCUCUUGCCUGAACUCGAUCAUACUUUUUCGAGUAACGUUUCUCUCAUUUCCCUUCUCCUCGCCUUGUUGCUGUUUCGCCAUUGAUUCUGCGCAAAACAAACAAACCCAUGCUUUAAAUUUGGACGGUGGUGAAUAAUGGACUUUCACUCUUUGUUAGCAAGUGAUGAAAUGAAAUUCCUCCUUUGUUCCUCAAUUACCAUUUCCUGCAGGAAUCAUUGUUCAGUGUUAUCACUAUUUUCACAUUUUAAAAAAAAACUCGGGAUUAUAUUAUAUGAUGUUUGUUGUGUUUA